GAUGAGCCUGGAGCCAAGAUACUCUCGAAGAAGGAGAAGGAAAAGCUGAAGAAAGAGAGAGAAAAGGCCAAAAAGAAAGCACAGGUAGCUGCAAAGAAGGCUGCUGAAGGAGAAGGCGAGGAAGCUGCGGGGGGAAAGACGGAUGCCAAGAAAAAGAAGAAGAAGAAGGGAAAGAAAGACGACGAGCCCGCCCCAGCCCCCGCACCGGCGCCUGCUGCUGGAAAGAAAAAGGGGGCCAUCAGCGCGCUCAAGGCCAUAAUGGAAGAAAAGAAAAGAUUGGAGGAAGAGGCGCGACGCUUGGCAGAGGAAGAGAGGAAGCGGAUUGAGGAGGAGGAGAGGAGGUUGGAAGCAGAGGAGCGCAAAAAAGAAGAAGAAAAGCAGCGUAGAAAAGAGAAAGAAAAGUUGAAGCGUGAAAUCGCGAAGAAGGAGGGGCGCCUACUUACAAAGAAGCAAAAAGAAGAAAAACAGAUGGCCGAAAUUCGCAAACAAGCUCUUUUGGCUUCUGGGGUACAGAUUGAGGGUUUACAGCAACAAUCAGGAAAUGGUCCGCCGGCACCAAAGAAGGUUGUUUACGGGAAUCGUAAAAAGAAAGGUCCAGGUGCAAAAGACGCAUCUCCCGCUCCAGAAUCGAGACCUCGGUCACCAGAGCUUGCCUCGCCCAUAUUACCAGUCGCAGAGGAAGUGAAACCAAACGCUGAUGAAGACCUAAAGUCCGACUGGGAGGCGAGCAGCGACGAAGAAACGAAAGCUGCCGCGGGAGUCAAAGAUUCGUGGGAUGCCUCAAGUGACGAUGGAGAGGCUUCUCCCGAACCAGCCAAGCCCAAUAAGAAAUUGGAUGAAGAGGAAACGUCGUCGUCCGAAUCAGAGAAUGGCUCAGGAGAUUCGGAGGACAGCGACUCUGACGAUGAUUCCGAAGAUGAAUCUUCUUCGGAUGAGGAGCUGACCACUGCUCAGAAGAUGGCAGCUCAACGAAAAGCCGAUGCUGCUGAGCGACGUGCUAAGGCACAUGAAUUGGCUUUGGCUGCGCGGAAUAAGGACGAUUUGCGCAGCCCCAUUUGUUGUAUUCUUGGACAUGUUGAUACUGGCAAGACUAAAUUGUUGGACAAGAUUCGUCAAACCAAUGUCCAAGAAGGGGAAGCCGGUGGAAUCACCCAACAAAUCGGAGCCACCUAUUUCCCAGUAGACGCGAUCAAGACGAAAACUGCAGUUUUGAACAAGGAUGGACAACAGGAGUACAAAAUUCCCGGGCUAUUGGUCAUUGAUACACCCGGUCAUGAGUCUUUUACAAAUCUUCGUUCUCGCGGUAGCUCGUUGUGUAACAUUGCUAUUCUCGUUGUCGAUAUCAUGCACGGACUGGAAGCCCAAACAUUGGAAUCCCUGCGUUUACUGAGGGAUAGGAAGACGCCUUUUAUUGUUGCUCUCAAUAAGAUCGAUCGCAUAUACGGAUGGACUCCUACACCCGAUGGUGCUUUCCGCGAGUCCUUGGAGAAACAAAGCCGUUCGGUCCAGCGGGAGUUCGAGGACCGUGUUGCGAAAACCAUCCUCGCGUUCGCAGAAGAAGGUCUAAACGCCUGUCUGUACUACGAAAACAAAAGCUUCGCGCGCAACGUUUCAUUGGUUCCGACGUCAGCGAUCACGGGAGAGGGAGUUCCCGACAUGAUCAUGCUUCUCGUCAAUCUCACUCAGCAGCGGAUGAGCGACCGACUAAUGUACUUGUCUGAGCUCGAGUGCACUGUUCUCGAGGUCAAAGUUAUCGAAGGCUUGGGCACGACAAUUGACGUCGUCCUUUCGAAUGGUAUUUUGCAUGAGGGGGACAGAAUCGUUGUUUGUGGACUCAAUGGCCCAAUUGUAACGCAAGUUCGGGCACUGCUAACCCCUCAGCCACUCCGAGAGCUGCGAAUUAAGUCUGCGUAUGUCCACCACAAAGAAGUCAAGGCAGCAUUGGGUGUCAAGGUCACAGCUCCCGAUCUGGAGAAAGCUAUAGCUGGUUCGCGCCUGCUUGUGGUCGGACCUGACGACGACGAAGAAGAUCUCAAGGAAGAGGUUAUGUCGGAUUUGACUUCUCUCCUGAACAACAUCGACAAAUCUGGUCGUGGUGUUUGUGUUCAAGCUUCCACGCUUGGGUCACUGGAGGCUCUCCUAGACUUUUUGAAGACGAGUAAAAUCCCUGUCUCGGGUAUCAACAUCGGACCCGUGUACAAGCGGGAUGUCAUGCGCGCGGGUACCAUGCUGGAAAAAGCGAAAGAACUUGCCUGUAUUCUCUGUUUUGAUGUCCCUAUUGAUAAAGAAGCAGAACGGCUGGCAGAGGAGAUGGGAAUCCGACUGUUCAAAGCCGACAUUAUUUAUCAUCUUUUUGACUCUUUCAAGGCCUACAACGACGAAAUCACUGAGGCCAAAAGGAGAGAUGCCGCCCCCCAAGCUGUGUGGCCCUGUCGAUUGAAAAUCAUAGCCACUUUCUGUAAACGGGAUCCGAUUAUUCUUGGAGUCGAUAUUCUAGACGGAACCCUGAGGGUUGGCACGCCCUUGGCUGUCGUCAAGAUUGAUCCUGUGACAGGCAAAAAAGACAUUAUUGAUCUCGGAAAAAUAACAUCAUUGGAAAUCAACCACAAGAACCAAGACAUUGUCAAAAAAUCGCAAGCUGGAGGAGGUGUAGCGGUCAAGAUCGAGCAUGCUGUAUAUCAAUCUGCGAAGAUGUUUGGACGCCAUUUCGACGAGAAGGAUGAACUUCUCAGUCAUAUUACACGGCCAAGUAUCGACGUUCUUAAGACUUCGUUCAAAGUUGAUGUAUCGAACGAAGAGUGGCUCCUCAUUCGUGCCCUGAAACCCGUGUGUAGAAUGCCUUGA
This is a messenger RNA of Laccaria bicolor S238N-H82, 2844 nucleotides long. RefSeq lists its product as uncharacterized. The transcript is spliced from 13 exons. Lineage: Eukaryota; Fungi; Basidiomycota; Agaricomycetes; Agaricales; Hydnangiaceae. The annotation marks the transcript as partial. The record is from RefSeq and is a predicted model, not a curated record. Gene Ontology annotation, molecular function: GTPase activity; translation initiation factor activity; GTP binding.